Molecule: messenger RNA, 840 nt
Organism: Aspergillus terreus NIH2624
Lineage: Eukaryota; Fungi; Ascomycota; Eurotiomycetes; Eurotiales; Aspergillaceae
Exons: 4
Coding region: 1-840 (279 amino acids)
Biological process (GO): regulation of DNA-templated transcription
Cellular component (GO): chromatin; nucleus
Molecular function (GO): DNA binding
Source: RefSeq, a predicted model, not a curated record
AUGUCAUCGUCACCGCAGCCUGCUCCUUCUACCGGAGAGAAGAGAAAGAGAGGUCGUCCUCGGAAGUACCCCCCGGGAUCUCGUCCUCAGCCGGUGCCAGGUCGUGGCCGCGGUCGUCCUCGCAAGGACCCCAACGCCAAAGUCACUUCCAAGUCAGAAGCUCCAAAGUCCGGCAGAGGACGUGGACGCCCGAGAAAGUCCAUCGACCCAAAUGGCACCAAUACCACUACGGAAAAGACCGAAAAGACCCCAGAGGAAAAGUCCGAGUCUGCUGAUGCCAAGGCCGAGGAUGAGGAGGCUGAAGAAGAUGAUGAUUCGGGGCGUUCGUACUGGUUGAUGAAGGCCGAGCCCGAGUCGCGCAUAGAGAAGGGAGUUGACGUGAAGUUCUCCAUUGAUGACCUGCGGGAGCGCACGAAACCCGAGCCGUGGGAUGCACGAAACAACAUGCGUGAGAUGAAGAAGGGUGACUACGCUUUCUUCUACCACUCGAACUGCAAGACCCCGGGAGUUGCGGGCAUCAUGGAGAUCGUGCAGGAGCACACGCCGGAUGAGUCUGCGUUCGAUCCGAACCACCCAUACUACGAUGAGAAGUCUACGCGGGAAAAUCCCAAGUGGGAGGUGGUUCAUGUCGAGUUCCGCCGCAAGUUCGACAACUUUGUUUCGCUGAACGACCUCAAGGCUCACUCGCAACCGGGACAGCCCCUGGAGAACCUGCAGGUGCUGAAGCAGUCCCGGCUGAGUGUUUCCCGGGUGAGCAAGAAAGAAUGGAAGUUCAUUCUGGGGCUAGCGAAGGAGAACGAGGAGGAGAAUUGGGUAUCGGCUGGCGAACAGGAAGCGUAG